AUAAGUAAAAGCACUUGUUUCUCGUCGGAAACCGGAAGUUGAGGUUUCAAGAAAGAAUAGAGUAGCUCGCGGAAAAAAUGGCUACAGAUAGACAGCUGUCAUCUUUCUUCAGCUCCCCUCACACAGGCGUUUGGAAAAUAUUCCUCUUUGCCGCGUUGUUGUAUUUUUCUUCCGUGUGCUCAGAUAUAACAGACGGCAACGCUGAACACUUAAAGCGGGAGCAUUCACUCAUAAAGCCAUAUCAAGGUAUUGGAACAAGUGCUUCAAGUCAAUGGGAUUUUUGGGGGAGUACUUUAAUUACAAGCCAUUAUGUACGCCUGACGCCUGACGAACGUAGCAAGCAAGGUUCCAUCUGGAACACAGUGCCCUGUUACUUGAAAGACUGGGAGAUGCAUGUGCAAUUUAAAAUUCACGGAUCAGGGAAGAAGAACCUGCAUGGGGAUGGCAUUGCAAUUUGGUACACAAAAGAGCGAUUGCAUCCUGGAGCAGUCUUUGGAAACCAGGACCAUUUUGUAGGCCUGGCUGUUUUUAUGGAUACUUUCCGCAAUGACCUCACCGGCAUGGAUCGUUCCUUUCCCUACAUUUCUGCAAUGGUGAGUAAUGGCUCACUGUCCUAUGAUCAUGGAAACGAUGGCCGCUCUACAGAACUGGGGGGCUGCUCAGCUGAAAUCAGAAACAUAGACCAUGACACAUAUCUAGCUAUUCGAUACUCCAAAGGCAGACUUACAGUUAUGGUUGAUCUUGAUGACAAGAAUGAGUGGAAAGAGUGUAUCGAUAUCGGGGGUGUCCGCCUCCCUACCGGCUACUAUUUUGGAGCGUCUGCAGCUACAGGCGAUCUCUCCGACAACCAUGAUAUCAUCUCUAUGAAAAUGUAUCAACUGAUGGUAGAACACACUCCUGAGGAGGACAGCCAAGACUGGACGAAGAUUGAGCCCAGCGUCAGUCUGCUCAAGUCUCCCAAAGAUAACAUUGACGAUCCUACUGGUAAUUUCCGGAGUACACCUCUUACAGGCUGGAAGGUCUUCCUGCUUCUCCUGUGCGCUCUUCUCGGGAUUGUUGUUUGUGCUGUUGUGGGAGCAGUGGUCUUUCAGAAACGACAAGAGAGGAACAGGAGGUUUUACUAGACCACAGUCUAAACAGGACAUUUUCUAUGAACUCAAAAAAAAAAAUGUGGAUGAGAGAGGCUAAUGUGAAUUUUUUUUUUUUUUAAGUAAGCAGUUGGACAAAUGUCAAAAUAUUGAAAUGAACAAUAAAAUACAAGAAGGGGGUGAUGGGUAGCAGCAGUGGUUUCGGGUUCAUGCAGUGUACACGAUCAUAAUUUUUUUUUAAAUUUAAGUUAAAAACCAACAAACUUGAAAUCAGAAUGGAGGCCAUGUGAUGUAACUAAAUUUUCUCAUCUACACUGUUUAGUCUACACUUCCCACUCUGAUCCGUUUACUGGUAUGAUCUGUUUUAAACGUGUGUAAUUCAUAUACGUGAUUGUAGUGCUUUUAGAUUUAAACCGAAUCAUUUGUUUCUUUAGGUGUACUUGUUAGUUUCAGUCAGUUUGUUUUCAUCAAUUACAUUUUUGGGGGGUUUUGAAGGAGAUUAUGGUAAACUUUAAGGGUUGAAUAGGGUUUGGUGGUAAACCAGUAAGGGUUGAGAAACUAUGGAUUGUAUCCCAGCUGCAAGCUACAGCCAUUUUGCCUGGGAAUAAACACAACACCAAGGUUCUCGAUUGUAUUUGCUGCAUUUUUGUUACUCUAAACUGCUUUUUAGGAAAAGGAAAAGCAAUUUAAAAAAAGUUGGGGGGGGAUGUUAAGUUAACCUGAUUCAGUUUACCAACCUGCGUCAUGCCUGUUGAGGGUGUUUCUUUUUUCUUCAGCUUCAAUUUCUUUUGACUUGCGACCGCAGAGUCUUAAGUAUUAUUGGCUGCAUAAGUCACUGCAAUCUGUAUUUGCUUUAAUAUAAAUGGCUUAUUUCAGUACACAUGUAAGGACACAGCACAACUUGUGGAAUUUAAUAGAAUAAAACAACAAUGUUUGUCAACCUGAAAUAACAAAGCUGUAUGAUGGGAAUCUUGUGAAUGUAAGAGUACAUGUUUUACAGACAGGUCAAAAUGCACUGAUUUGGCUGUCCGCUACAAAAAAGUCCAUUUUCUGUGAAGGAAUAAGGACAAGACUUGUACAACAUCUGGAUGGUUAAUAAAGAACUUCUUCCAGUA
Messenger RNA from Neoarius graeffei (lesser salmon catfish), 2203 nucleotides. It is a transcript of the gene lman2, whose product is annotated as lectin, mannose-binding 2. Gene Ontology annotation, molecular function: D-mannose binding. The transcript has 8 exons. NCBI's taxonomy places the organism in Eukaryota, Metazoa, Chordata, Actinopteri, Siluriformes, Ariidae. Gene Ontology annotation, cellular component: endoplasmic reticulum-Golgi intermediate compartment; endoplasmic reticulum membrane; COPII-coated ER to Golgi transport vesicle. Gene Ontology annotation, biological process: endoplasmic reticulum to Golgi vesicle-mediated transport; Golgi organization; endoplasmic reticulum organization. The record is from RefSeq and is a predicted model, not a curated record. Bases 78 to 1124 code for a protein of 348 amino acids.